Molecule: messenger RNA, 691 nt
Organism: Aricia agestis (brown argus)
Lineage: Eukaryota; Metazoa; Arthropoda; Insecta; Lepidoptera; Lycaenidae
Gene: ND-13B
Product: NADH dehydrogenase [ubiquinone] 1 alpha subcomplex subunit 5
Exons: 3
Coding region: 117-473 (118 amino acids)
Biological process (GO): respiratory electron transport chain
Source: RefSeq, a predicted model, not a curated record
ACAUAUUCCAAUUACAAGUAAUUUUGCUCGUGAAAUCUGAAAAUAUUUUUCAGAAAUUUCGAGCAUUACUAAUUGUAAAUAAUUUCAAAAAAAUAACUGUACAAAAGUUAUUGAAGAUGGGUGCACUAAAAAAGACUACAGGUCUGCUAGGUUUAGCGGUAGUGCCAAAUCCACACCAUACUCUUGGAGCUCUAUAUGGAAAAAUUUUGAGAACCCUACAACAAAUGCCUGAGCAAGCAGUGUAUAGAAAGUACACAGAACAAAUUGUCAAAGAGCGAGCAGCAAUCUUAAAGCAGACAAAAGACACAUAUGAGAUUGAGGCAAAAAUCAACUGUGGCCAAGCUGAAGAAUUAAUCAUUCAGGCAGAGAAUGAACUAAAUCUGGCAAGAAAGAUGUUAGUCUGGAAGCCAUGGGAACCUCUAGUUACAAAGGCCCCUAAGGGACAAUGGGAUUGGCCACCAACUAAGGCUUAAGUCUUUUAAUUAAAAGUUGCAUUACUAUUUUAAGAGCCUAUGGCCACAUCUGGGUAAAGUCCGCCAAAAACAUAACUUAUUACCAACAGAAAAAAUCUUGUUUUGUUCAAGAAGUUCUAUACUUAACUAUUGUUUAGUUUACAUGAUGAGUAGCCAUUAUAAAGCUUCCUCACUCACAAUGUUAUAUAUAUUUGAUUAAAUAAAUAGUGUACAAAUUA